Molecule: messenger RNA, 1247 nt
Organism: Erythranthe guttata (spotted monkey flower)
Lineage: Eukaryota; Viridiplantae; Streptophyta; Magnoliopsida; Lamiales; Phrymaceae
Product: PPR containing-like protein
Molecular function (GO): protein binding
Source: RefSeq, a predicted model, not a curated record
UACAAAAUUGUCAAACCCAACCAAUCAGUGAUAAAUAUCAUAAGCCCAGCCCAAGUUAAACCCAGAGCACCACUCCUUAGUGCAAUCGCCCGCCGCUGCCGGCGCUGCUUUGUUCUGCACUUCCGGCGGAGGGAAACGAGACCAAAAGCGAUCGCAAAAACGGACACCAAAAUGUCGAGAAUAGCAUCUAUAACGAAACUAGCACGACAGAUCAACCGGCUUAAUCAACAAAGAGUCCAUUUUUCUCUCUCCUCCACUUACUCCACUCUGCCGAAAUCUCCUACCUACACACAAAUCAAACAAGACGAAACGAAAAUCCCGACAACUAGGACUCCCAAUCCGCCACCCCAAAUCCAUAUUAAAGACAUAAAAAGUCUUCCUAAACUCGAAAUAGGCGAAAACAUUCCAAGAAGGGACAAAAUCAGCUUCCUCGUGACGACACUUAUCGACCUCCAAGACAAUAAAGAAUCCAUAUACAACACCCUCGAUGCAUGGGUUGCAUGGGAAAGAGAAUUCCCGAUCGGUGCUUUGAAAAACGUGCUUCUCGCACUCGAGAAACAGCAGCAGUGGCACAAAGUAAUCCAGGUCAUCAAAUGGAUGCUUAGCAAAGGACAAGGGAACACGAGAGGAACGUACGGGCAAUUGAUCCGAGCCCUUGAUAUGGACCAUAGGGUCGAAGAAGCACACGAGAUUUGGAAGAAGAAACUAGGGUUUGACUUGCAUUCGGUUCCUUGGAAACUGUGCAAGCUUAUGAUCUCGGUUUACUAUCGGAAUAAUAUGCUCGAGGAUCUCGUGAAGCUGUUCAAGGGUUUGGAGGGUUUCGAUCGGAAGCCACCGGAGAAAUCGAUUGUGCAGAGGGUGGCGGAUGCAUACGAGGUUUUGGGGUUGAGUGAAGAGAAGGAACGAGUGCUGGAGAAGUACAAGACUCUGUUUGUCGAGUCGUCUAAUGGCAAAAUCAAGAAAAUCGGGCGGUCAAAGAAAAUAUCUUCUUGAAAAACUGACCCGAACUCCUUUUUUUCUUUUGGGGGGAUAAAAUUUCGAUGGUGGAAAGAAUUAUAACGUUCAUCCGUGUUAUGCUUCAGAAUCCUUAAAAGAGUAGGUUUUCGUUUUAUUGCAAGCUAGUUGAAUAUUCACGCUGUAUUUAGUGAGUCUACUCGGGAUUAUAUUACAAAGUUUGUGUCAUUAAUUCAAAGUCAAAAUGGUUUGGUAACAUUAAUCGAAGAUUACGGGGCGUUUUUAUUCUCUUU